CUUUAUUCACCUGUAAUGUAACAUGGGCUUAAACGUAAUUUAAAAUAAAUUAUCAACUAUUGUGAUCUAGCACACAUUUUUGACAGCUAGCCAUCAAUUAUAAAAACAAAACCAUGGUCGAUCCAAAUCGUAAAAUAAAUCGUCUUACCGAUAAAGACAUCGAAUUCCUGGACGAGUGUGAAGAAGAAUUUGCCUUCCGUUUCACCGAUGAAGAUGAAGAAUUCGUCAAAUACUGUUCACAACCUUUGCCGGAUCCACCAGUUGUGGCCAACUGGGGUGACAAUCGCCCAUUCAAUCGAAAUCAGCACAAUAAUGGAAGAGGUGGUGGUGGUGGGAAUCGCCGCUGGAACAACAAUCGCCAUCGUCCUUAUAAUGAUCAUCGCAGUGGUGGCGGCGGCGGCGGUGACCACCGAAACCACAACCGAGAUCAUUACCAAAGACGGGACAAUAAUUGGAACAGAAAUAGAUAAGAUUUUGAUAUAAUUUAUUUUUUAUAUUGAUUGUUUUUUAUUUGCUCAAAAAUGAGAGAAGAAAAAAGAAUACUUUUUUUAUUAAUUAAAAUGUUUUGGUCAAUCCAAAGCAACAAGAAUGGACAAAGAAUAAAAGUAAAAAGAUGAAAAGAAAA
This is a messenger RNA of Episyrphus balteatus (marmalade hoverfly), 625 nucleotides long. Its product is annotated as RNA guanine-N7 methyltransferase activating subunit. Bases 114 to 470 code for a protein of 118 amino acids. Gene Ontology annotation, biological process: RNA 5'-cap (guanine-N7)-methylation. The transcript has 2 exons. The record is from RefSeq and is a predicted model, not a curated record. Gene Ontology annotation, molecular function: RNA binding. NCBI's taxonomy places the organism in Eukaryota, Metazoa, Arthropoda, Insecta, Diptera, Syrphidae.